CGACAAGGCUGAAGGUUGAAAAUGGCCUGGUACAGAAAGUCAAGCCGGGCAUAUAAAUAAAUUCACCAGCUUUCUGGCCUCCAUAUGGCAGCCAUGACUUUCGUAUUACCCGGCGAUCAUAUCGAUUCGGAAUUACUUCCCUCGCAUCCUACUCUACCUAUCAAGCUUGGCCCAGGUCUAAGGCACAUCCCACCGAAUACCAUCACUCCAGUUGUCGCGGGGCAGCUAUGCACAGACACCAGAAAGAAUUCCAUAUGGGUAGAGUUUAAUGGCGGCCGAUAUAUUCCAACCGUUGGAGACCUUGUGAUCGCCACAGUCCACCAUUCAUCCGUCGACGUUUAUUAUGCCAGCAUCACAGACUACACCUCAUAUGCCUCCUUACCACAACUCUCCUUUGAGGGCGCAACCAAGAAGAACAGACCGGUGCUUGUUCAGGGCUCCCUGAUCUAUGCGCGUGUCUCGCUGGCCAACAAGCACAUGGACCCGGAGCUAGAAUGCGUGUCUUCGUCGACAGGGAAAUCUGAUGGCCUGGGGCUGCUAACCGGAGGCAUGCUCUUCACCGUAUCUCUCGUCAUGGCCAGGCGAUUGAUGAUGCCGAAGCCUACUGAACAAGGAAAACUUGUUGUGCUGGAAGAGUUGGGAGACGCUGGAGUGGCAUUCGAAAUCGCGGUUGGCAGAAAUGGAAAGGUCUGGGUUAACAGCAAGAACCCAAAGACGACACUAGCAGUAGGAAAGGCUAUUCAGGAUACGGAUGACAAGGGGUUAAGCAUGGAUGAGCAAAAGAAGUUAGUUAAGAAGCUUGUUAAAGAUUUGUAGAUGAUUUCAGGGCCUGGCAGGAGAGUUCGGAGUUUUGAGGGACUGGUUUGAUAUCACUGGGGUUUAUGGUGGGAUGUAUAUAUCCAGAAUGUUCGAGAAAUGGUCUGCACAGUCUAAAUAUUGAUAUAUAUCC
This is a messenger RNA of Pseudogymnoascus verrucosus, 949 nucleotides long. RefSeq names its product exosome non-catalytic core subunit rrp40 (gene RRP40). The transcript is spliced from 2 exons. The coding region runs from base 85 to 816 and encodes 243 amino acids. Gene Ontology annotation, cellular component: cytoplasmic exosome (RNase complex); nuclear exosome (RNase complex). The record is from RefSeq and is a predicted model, not a curated record. Gene Ontology annotation, biological process: CUT catabolic process; U4 snRNA 3'-end processing; poly(A)-dependent snoRNA 3'-end processing. Gene Ontology annotation, molecular function: RNA binding. NCBI's taxonomy places the organism in Eukaryota, Fungi, Ascomycota, Leotiomycetes, Thelebolales, Thelebolaceae.